Messenger RNA from Vigna radiata var. radiata (mung bean), 3413 nucleotides. RefSeq lists its product as uncharacterized. The transcript is spliced from 2 exons. Bases 83 to 613 code for a protein of 176 amino acids. NCBI's taxonomy places the organism in Eukaryota, Viridiplantae, Streptophyta, Magnoliopsida, Fabales, Fabaceae. The record is from RefSeq and is a predicted model, not a curated record.
AACUGUGAAGGUGGAAGCCGUUCCUUCGUGCACCUCCACAAUAUAUAAUAAUAAAAGAGAAUUUUUAAGAUUCAAUGUGAGAAUGAGUAAGAAAAAAUUGUUCAUCCGUAUACAAUUUCUAUUGGCAUUUGGGGUGAGUUUCAGCACCAUGUUCUCUCCAUCUUUUUCAUCUUCUGAAGAUGUUGUCCCUAUCUUGCUUUACAUAAAUCUGUAUUUUUUACUAUGCAACGACAAAAAUGCCUUAUGCAGGCGGUGGCGGGAGCUGAGGCUGAGGUUGGGCUGUGGCGGGGGUUGGGCUGUGGCUGAGGCUGAGGGAUAUGGCAGGGCUGGGGCUGUGGCUGGGGCUGGGCUGUUGGUGAGGCUAGGCUGGUUGGGCUGUGGCUGUGACUGGGCGGCGGCUGAGCAGUGGCUGAGACUGGGCUGUGGCUGUGGCUGUGGCUGGGGUUGGACUGUGGCUGCGGUUGUGGCCGCGGUUAGGCAGUGGCUGAGGCUGUGGCUGCGGCUCGGCAGUGGCGGAGCUGUGGCUGAGACUGGACUGUGGCUGUGGCUGGGGUUGGGCUACGGCUGGGCAGUGGCUGAAACUGGGCUGUGGCUGCGGCUCGGCAGUGACUGAGCUGUGGCUGAGACUGGGCUGUGGCUGUAGCCGCGGUUAGGCAGUGGCUGUGGCUAGGCUGCGGCUGGGUUGUGACUGUGGCUGUAGCUGCGGCUGGGUUGGGGUUGGGGCUGGGACUGGGCUGUGACUGGGCAGUGUGGCUGGGCUGGGGCUGGGAGAAUGACUGUGGCUUAGGCUGGGCUAGGACGGGUACAAAAUCUGAUGGAAGGAUAAAAACUUUGCGAGUCCAUGAUCUUCUACGGGAGAUCACCAUUUUGAAGUCUAAAAAACAAAACUUUGCAUCCAAAGAAUAAAGUGCGGCAUGGGCAGAAAGAGAUUCGGUGGCUUCCAGUGCACGACACAUUACCAUAUCGGUAGCAAUAUAGCUAUAGUAAACAAUACAAGAAAGAGGAAGAGCAUCACUCAAGACAAUAAGGCAAAAGAAAGAGGGAUUGAUCUUACGCUUAUGUCCUAAUUCCCACCAAACCUCAUCAAAAGAAAGAGCUGGAGAUUUACAAGUUACGACCUCAAGCUCAAGCCGUCCCCUCUCAGUUUUUAGUUUCUAAACUUUAUGAAGUUUUUUAUAUCUUUUUACAUCAAGCAUUUGUGCUGCAAGUGGUCUUCUUCACAUAUCUAUAGAUAGAGAAAGCUUGCUUGAAUGGUUAUGAGAACAUUGUCAAUUAAAGAAGGUAAAACUAACACACAAGUAAAGGAUGAAUGAUCUGAAAAUCUUUUACUCAAUUACAAAGAAAACAAAAGAAAAUGAUGAAAUCAUAGUUUUCUGCUAAAAUAAAAGAAUAAUUUACAAUGACACCUCUUCAGAUUUUCUCAAAUUACUCUUACACAUCCUGUCUUUUCCACCUUUACAUUUGCCUCCCUUAUCAGAUGUAAGUGUAACAGUUUUCGAACUUAAGGGGAUGUAUGUGAAAUGUAAAAGGGCUGACAAUGUAUUGUUUUAAAACUAAGGGGAGAUCUGUGUAUGAUUUUUAAAAAGUUGGUAUAUCAGUGUAAUUAGAACAAACCAUAAAGGGUUCUCCAAUAUCUGUGGAGAAUGGAUGGGUCCUCCAAUAUCUGUCCUAAAUGUUAACUAUGAAGAAUCAGACCUUCUACCAUUUGAGCAGAGACUUUAACAAGGACUACUAACCUUCGCAGUACGAACCCACAAAUGGUUUUGUAUUUCUAAAAUUGAUAGCAAAGUCUACCUGACACAGUGGCUGAGUUUGAUCCUUGACCCCCCUUCUUCAGGAUUAGAUUAAACUUCAGCACAAGGGAAAGUGGGUUUGUGCAUAGAUUUCAAGCCCAAAAUGCCUUUCUAGUGGAAGACCUAAAUGGUUGUGCUAUAGAUAUAGAACCAUUAUUGAACAUCUGCCCUAUAACUGAGGCUAUUGAGGAAAUUGAUCUCUGACAGAAAUAAGUUUGAGUACUUCAGAAUAAAUAGUGUUACUCUUGCUAUUCAAAAUGGUUUUCCAUUCAAUAACACAACAUUUAAAAGGAAGAAAUUAUAUUAUGGCAAACCAUUUUGGCACUGGAUUAUGAGAUUGGCCAAUUGGUCUCUUUUAUCCUCAGACUGUAUUUACGGGUUCCUACCUGGUAGCUGAACCGGUGACAAAUGAUAUUCCUUUAUAUAACUUAGUUUUCUUAGCAUGGCCUUGGGCAACCUAUUACAUCUCAGAUUAAUCUCACCACUCCAUUACUGUCUUAUUCUAUGUACUAAAAUAUUGCCCCUAUCCACUCGAGUUCUAUAUGAUGAGCAACUCAUUCCUAAAACAUUGUCUUCUCUUCCAAACACAUCGUACUUCUACAGAACAGCAUGUAGAGAGAUUUAUACAGUCGCAAGUAAAUCUGUUUGUACACAAAUCUUGAAGCGUUUAGCAAAACAAGCUAAUAUAUAGCCAAUAGAAAAACAUUUCAUAUAUUCACAAGAAAAAUAUGAUAAUUAUCACAUACCUGUCUAACAAUGGCAUUAGUAUGUAGUCAUGAACCAAAAAAUUCAUUGCCCAAGGAACACUAACCAACAUUGCAAAUUUUUUACCUGUAAUAAUAAUUUUCAAAAUAUCCAAUUUAUUUGAUGUGACUGGAGUUCAACCAUUAAACUUUCAAAAAAAUCCAAUUAUGCACGUAGAAGUACACAUAUAAAUGUAAGUUCCAUUUCCUUCGAGAGCUGGUACGAUUGGAAAAUAUAUAUUGCAGUACAGAAGAACAAAACAAUUAGUUGACAUUACGACUAAACCUCUCAAGUUGAGUGUCUUCUUAAAAUUGAGUGAUACGAACUAAGGUUUUUCUCUAAACUUCUAGAUACUAGUCUAGCUCAUAACACUAUUUGGAUUUUGUAUACAUCCUACAAUUCAAUUUAGGACUUUACGCAAGUUUUGCCUCCUUUUUCUCAAUUUAAUGUAAAUAGCGGGUUCAUGAAGCAUUAGGGAGGGACUUGAUAACAAUAAUAAUCCAAGCUAUUGAAAUUUUUGAAAAAGGAACAAAACCAUGUGCUAACACAAAAAUCUAACGGUAAGGACUAUUCAUCACAACAGUUACACCCGAAUUUGAAAAUUCACAAAUGUGAGAAGUUUGAGUUUAUUCCUAGACCUGAAGAGUUUAAUUUAAGAAACGGGAGUAGAAUUGAAAUGUCCGAGUGGAAGGUACCUUGCUUCUCUUGCAAUUGGGAUCUACAGUAGAGAGAGAACAAUGUUGAGAAUUCAGUCUGAGAAAUUGAUGUUGUCGAAUGCAAACGCAGAGUUACAUUCCAAACCAACAUCUUUCGUGUCUGCUUUUGCCAUUUUAAAUCUUUUGGAGCGAUGUUUACGAAACCUCUCUUCUUGAGAGA